AUGCAAACACUAGUAUUUGAGGGGUUGUGUGAAAAUAAUUUUUCUCUUGCUGAACCACAAAGACAUAGACUGAAACAGCUUCUUUGGGACAUACUGGCUUUUCUUUCUAUCUUCUUUCUUAUGGAUAUUAUGGCUAAUAACACAAGUUUAGGAAGUCCAUGGCCAGAAAACUUUUGGGAGGACCUUCUAAUGUCCUUCACGGUAUCCAUGGCGAUCGGGCUGGUAAUUGGAGGAUUUAUUUGGGCAUUGUUGGUUUGUCUGUCUCGAAGAAGAGCCAGCGCUCCCAUCUCACAGUGGAGUUCAAGCCGGCGAUCCAGGUCCUCGCACACCCAGAGCCUCAACAGAACUGGGUUUUACCGCCACAGCGGCUGUGAGCGCAGAAGCAACCUCAGCCUGGCCAGCCUCACUUUCCAGCGACAAGCGUCCCUGGAGCUAGCAAAUUCCUUCCCGAGAAAAUCGAGUUUCAGAGCUUCCACUUUCCAUCCGUUUCUGCAGUGUCCACCGCUUCCUGUACAAACUGAGAGUCAGUUGAUGACCCUGCCUUCUUCCAGCACAUCCGCCUCUGUCAACGCCUCCCAGCCUCUGAGCCGGCCGGACUUCCACUGGUCCAGCGACAGCCUCCGGGUGGGCUUCUCAAUCCCGCCACCACCUGCCUAUGAUUCCAUCAUUAAGGCAUUUCCAGAUUCCUGAGCACAGAAUGGCAGAACAUUGGAGACUCUGAAGUUCCUUGAUUCCAUUCGUUUAUAAGUGAGAGAAGCAAACAAAGAAAGCCGACCUCUGUUGCUGUGGCCAGAUGCUCCAAUUUUCACACGCGUUUUUCCAAGGUGGACUCUUAUGGUGCUUAUCUCCUCAAUCAUUAUCAUAUUAUUGAAGCAGAAAUCCUUGAAUUUUCUAGUGUGAGGAUUUAACUUCCUCACCACUGAAGUGAUGUUGUUAGAAAAGGAAAAGCACACAUUCAAUUAAUUUGACCUAAAAGCAAACUGGUUUUGGCAUUGAGCUCACAUUUAUCUUAAGGGAUUAAUUUUCUUUCUUAAACUUGGUUCUAGCAACUGGAAAAGCACUUUAUCUAGGGAUCUUCUCUUGUAACUUUGCAGACAAAUAAGGAUGAGUAACUGGGGAGACAAUCUCUUAUCAAAAGAGAAGCUUCAAUCAUGGAAAAUUCUUCUUCCUGGAUUGGUUCUCAGCCAUUAGGAAUCAUCUCCUGUCUGUUUCUCUAUGAAUUUCAACCCAAGUUUCUCUGAAGAGUCUUUGUGGAAUGGUUAAACCAUGCCAUGUGGUUGCUGGUGCAGACAGCUAUUUAAGAGGACCCUGUCUGCAGGUGUUCACCUGUGUCCAAGAGGGGACAUCCUUAAACGUGGGCACCAGAGAGAAUCUGUGGCCCCAUGUCAGGGGCUGCCUUUUGAAUUUAAUAACAGAAAUCACUGGAGUAUCAUUCAAAAGCUUGUGGUUCAUUUCUGAAUAAGAAAGUAUUUAGUGUAUGUUGCUCUUUGUUUCUCUAAA
Messenger RNA from Marmota flaviventris (yellow-bellied marmot), 1500 nucleotides. RefSeq names its product MYC target 1 (gene Myct1). The record is from RefSeq and is a predicted model, not a curated record. NCBI's taxonomy places the organism in Eukaryota, Metazoa, Chordata, Mammalia, Rodentia, Sciuridae. Gene Ontology annotation, cellular component: nucleoplasm.